Molecule: messenger RNA, 6771 nt
Organism: Equus caballus (horse)
Lineage: Eukaryota; Metazoa; Chordata; Mammalia; Perissodactyla; Equidae
Gene: HIC2
Product: HIC ZBTB transcriptional repressor 2
Biological process (GO): regulation of transcription by RNA polymerase II
Cellular component (GO): nucleus
Molecular function (GO): protein binding; DNA-binding transcription factor activity, RNA polymerase II-specific
Source: RefSeq, a predicted model, not a curated record
GCCGCGGCAGGGCCGGCCGGCCGGCGGGCGGAGCGCCGCCGCCGACGCACACGAGGUGACCAGGCAUUGAUGCACCCCCAGGGAGGCCACGUACUCAAGGAGGCCACCCCCGCUGGCUGCUGCUCACAUGGUUUCUGGGCCCUUGGCACUCCGGUGGUGCGCGUGGGCAGGGCGCGGGGACAUGGGGCCCGACAUGGAGCUGCCCAGCCACUCGAAGCAGCUCCUGCUGCAGCUGAACCAGCAGAGGACGAAGGGCUUCCUGUGUGACGUCAUCAUCAUGGUGGAGAACUCCAUCUUCCGGGCCCACAAGAACGUCCUGGCUGCCAGCAGCAUUUAUUUCAAGUCCCUGGUCCUGCACGACAACCUCAUCAACCUGGACACGGACAUGGUCAGCUCCACAGUGUUCCAGCAGAUCCUGGACUUCAUCUACACGGGCAAGCUGCUGCCCAGCGACCAGCCAGCUGAACCCAACUUCAGCACUCUCCUCACUGCCGCCAGCUACCUCCAGCUGCCCGAGUUGGCAGCCCUCUGCCGCCGCAAACUCAAGCGAGCCGGCAAGCCCUUUGGCUCUGGACGGGUUGGGGCUGCCGGCAUGGGGCGGCCCCCCCGCAGCCAGCGGCUGUCCACAGCCUCUGUCAUCCAGGCCCGAUAUCCAGGGCUUGUGGAUGGGCGCAAGGGGGCCCACACCCCCCAGGAGCUCCCCCAGGCCAAAGGCUCAGAUGAUGAACUCUUCCUCAGCACCUCCAACCAGGAGAGCACUCACGGCUUAGGCCGGACCGUCUGUCCAGCCAGCGGGGAGGCCGGCCUGGGCAGCUGCAGCACCAAUGGGAGCAGUGGGGGCUGCGAGCAGGAGCUGGGCCUGGACCUGUCCAAGAAGAGCCCGCCCCUGCCCCCCGCAACCCCCGGGCCCCCCCUCACCCCAGAUGAUCCGGCCCAGCUGAGUGACAGUCAGCACGGCUCGCCCCUCUCCGUCUCUGCCCCUCCUGUUGCCAACAGUGCCUCUUAUGCCGAACUGGGGGGCACCCCCAAUGAGCCCAUGGAUCUGGAGGGGGCUGAGGACAACCACCUGAGCCUGCUGGAGGGGCCUGGCGGGCAGCCCCGGAAGAGCCUCCGGCACUCGGCCCGCAAGAAGGAGUGGAGCAAGAAGGAGCCUGUGGUGGGUUCCCCCUUUGAGCGGAGGGAAGCGGGGCCCAAGGGCCCCUGCCCAGGGGAGGAGGGUGAGGGGCUUGGGGACAGGGUUCCCAAUGGCAUCCUUGCCAGCAGUGUGGCAGGGGGUGGCCCCAGCGGGCCUUACGGGGAGGCCCCAUACCCCUGCAAGGAGGAGGAGGAGAAUGGCAAGGAUGGGAGCGAGGACAGCGGGCAGAGUGGGAGCGAAGGGGGCAGUGGCCACCUGGGCGCCCACUACAUGUACCGGCAGGAAGGCUACGAGACCGUGUCCUACGGGGACAACCUGUAUGUGUGCAUCCCCUGCGCCAAAGGCUUCCCCAGUUCCGAGCAGCUCAACGCGCAUGUGGAGACGCACACGGAGGAGGAGCUGUUCAUCAAGGAGGAGGGUGCCUACGAGACGGGCAGCGGGGGCGCCGAGGAGGAGGCCGAGGACCUGUCGGCACCCAGUGCGGCCUACACGGCUGAGCCCCGGCCCUUCAAGUGCUCGGUCUGCGAGAAGACCUACAAGGACCCGGCCACGCUGCGGCAGCAUGAGAAGACGCACUGGCUGACGCGGCCCUUCCCCUGCAACAUCUGCGGCAAGAUGUUCACUCAGCGCGGCACCAUGACGCGCCACAUGCGAAGCCACCUGGGCCUGAAGCCCUUUGCCUGCGACGAGUGCGGCAUGCGCUUCACCCGCCAGUACCGCCUCACCGAGCACAUGCGCGUGCACUCGGGCGAGAAGCCCUACGAGUGCCAGCUCUGUGGGGGCAAGUUCACCCAGCAGCGCAACCUCAUCAGCCACCUGCGCAUGCACACCUCCCCCUCCUAGAAGCCAAAGACCCUUCUCCUGGCCCGACGGCGCCCUCUGCAGACUCGCCCUCCAGAGCCAACGGAAGGAGGAAGCAAGAAGGCCAGGCAGGCGGGGCUGGGACCCCCAGGUCCAGCGGGGGGGUCUCCCGGCAGCACCUCUGGCCAGCCCCCUACACCCAGAGCUUUAAUCGACAGUUUGUACCAAGGGAAGAGAGAGGAGGGAGGCCGGUGGGCCAGAGCCCAGUGUGCGUGUUCCUGGUGUGCGGUUUGCCUCCCGACCCCGCCCAGGUCCCUGGUCCUUGAGCGGGCUGCUGCAAGGCCCGUGGGAGUGGGUCAUGGGGGUCUUGCUGGGGCCCAGCCCCUCUCCCGCAGGCUGGGUUGGAGCAGGGGGAAGGGGGUGCCUCCCUCCGUGUAAGGAGAGGAGCAGAGCUUCCCGUGGCCGGGCAGUGUCUGUGUGCAUGCACGAGUGCCGUCUGUGUGCAGGCCCCCUGGCUCUGCCAAGAGCAGUGCAGGAGGGAGGCAUGGAGCCCUCCCCCCUGAGCUAGGGGCCCCGCUCGCUGGUGCUGGGACGGUCGGCCCCGCUGCCUACCUCUCCACAACUAAAGAGCCCUCUGGGCCUGUGUUGCUGUUAUUCCUACUGAUCUGCUCCUUUUUUCUUUUUGAGUUUUGUUUUGAAACCAAAACCAACGAGAGUUUAUUUUCCUCCCGGCCCUUCGAGGCUGAGCCUGGGUCUGCAGACUGAAUGUACGGGGCAGCCGCCCCGCCCCGCCCCGCCGCGGGCCACCCGCCCCUCCAGGCCCCAGAAGCCCUUCUUGGCCAAAGGCUUCCCUGGGCCCCGAGCCUGCCUCGGCUGCCUCAGGAGAGAGAGUGCUUUUCCUAUAGUUUCCGAGGAAUAUUCUUUGUUUAGAGGUACUUGUUUUUUAUUAAGAGAAGAACAGUGUAACGUUUAUGUGAAUGUUGGAACUGGAAGGUCUGGGGUUGGGGGGGGCUGGGUUUCCAUUUUCUGUUUGUGUGUGUGGUGUGCGCGGUGUGUGUGGACAGAUGCUGUGCUUUCCUCCCUCCUUCCCCAUCAAGGUGGAGAGACUUCUGACCUUUUGCUACCUCUUGUAUUCACGAAAACAGUACGUUGGUGACUGGCAGUUGAGGCCAUGACACUUUGGUUUUCCUCCAGUUAGUGUGCACAGGAGGACGUACGUUCGAGUGAACCGGGCCGAGCGCCCUCCUGGGCCGCCCCCGAUGCUCCUGCAGCCCUGCAGUCUGGGCGUGUGCCGCACCUCCAUGGGCGUGUGGCGAGCCGUGUCCACCCCAGCGGUGUUCUGAGAGUGCUGCUGAGCGCCUCUGCUCCGGGCCCAGGGGAGGGGCAUGUGUGCUUCAGCCCCGUGGGAGCUCCUGAUGGAGGGCCGGGUUCCGGGUACUAGGGAGAUGGGAGCCAUGCUGCAGGAGCAAGCUCCUUGCGGCUCCCUGCCAGGGCCAGGAUGAGGUGAAGUGAGCCCCUCCAUCCUGUCCCCUGGGCCUGCAGAGCUUGAACUUGGAAGAGCAGCGGCCCCUGCCUGGCCAGUGUAGAGGCAUGGGGAGGGGCUGACCAAAGCAAUGUAUGCACCCCUGGGGGACAGGGAGGGGACCAGCCCUGCUUUGGCACCUCUCUGGGUGGUCCUGGCCCACAGUCUCUCUAGCAGGAGACUGGCUGCCACCCUUUGGCUCAGCCCAGUCUGGAGUCCCACCCCUUGCUCCUCACCUUGGGUUUUCUCCACCAGCCUCAGACACCUCCCUGGGCCCAGAGCUGGGCUCAGAACGACAGACCAAAGUCGCAGAGGUCGGCCCUACUGUCCUCGGCCGACUGGAGCCACAGGGCUGGGCCAGCGGCUUUAUCUUCUUUGUUUUGCUUCAUACUUUUAUUUCUUUUUUUUGUUUCUGCUUUAAGUUCAGACCAAAAAAUUCCAGAGUCAUCCCCUACCCCCACCCCUCCAUUCCUCCAGAGCCCUCCAGCUGAAAACAGAGCCUGAGUUCAGGGACCCACGUGGUGAAGGGUGUGUUUUGCGAGUGAGGGAGCUCAGGCCACACUAGGGCUCCUGGCUGAGCCCUCCGCACAGUGCCCCCACCCUGGGCCGGCUCCUCUUCCCUUUGGGUGGGAAGCGGAGGACUGGACCCAGGGUCUCAUGUUCCAGCAAGUCAGGCCAAGGGUCUAGGCGGAGGAGCCUCCUGGGCUCCCCGUACCCAGUGAGGGGCCAGGGCUCUUUCCAGGCCCCUGGCCUCUCCUGACCCCACCCUACUCCGUCAGCACUUAAGCCACACGACACAAAGUCUGUACCGCAUGGGAGUCGUGCCCGUGGCCGGCCUGUGCGUGGCCUCCCCAGCGUGGGCGACCACAUCCGUGAGGUGACUUGUGAAAGUAGCUGAUUUGUUUGCAGAGCUUCAGGGACUGGGCGCGAAGGCCCCUCACUCACCGUUCGUGCGACGUAGUAUUGUACCCACCUGAGUAUUGUAUCGAGCCUUCUCUGUAUUUUAACAAGAAAGCAAAACACUAGUUUCCUAUUUAAGAUUUUAAGGGUUUGUGGGUGGGGCGGGAUUAACACAACACUUGGUUUUGUUUUCCUUUUCCUUUGGUUUCAUGUGGAGUGUGUGCUUGUGAGUGUGUGCGUGGAGAUGUGUUAAGAGCCUCACGAGGAAAUCAGGCUGUCGGAGGCCGAGGGCGGCUUACAGUUCUCUGUUUUAGUCACUUAAUUCCUGAAUGUUUCGGAGAAACAGGAACCAGAGAAAAUAGCAGAUGUCAUGUAGGAAAAAGAGGAUAAACGAAAAAAAGGAAAAAAAAAAAAAGCUCAUACCCAAAUUCACAAAACCUAUUUUUUAAACCAAAGCACAUUUUGAAUGAGUAUGGAACCUCAAUGGGCUCAGAAAAAAGAUACUAAUAUAUUUAUCUCAUUGUUUACAUAAACUUUUACAGUUUCAGACCUCAGCAGCUGUAAGGCCAGUCCCACUGAACCCUCACCUCCCGCCGGAGGCCCUUCCAAGUCGGCCCCAUAAUGGCUCCCGGGCAGAGGCGCAGACUCCGAGGCCCCCAGAUUCAGCCGAGCCCUCCUCCCCAGCCCGGGCCUCUCCAAGCCCAGCUGACACCAAAGAGCUUGGGCCUGUGCUGACCAGCCCCCAGGCCUCCUGGCCGGACCAUGGCGGUCCUGGCCAGCUGGCAUAGCAGGGGUGGCCGUCGGCUCUGGCCACAGGACCCGAGUCUGGGCUUGGGCCCCGGGAUGGAGGCGCGCCCCUUCUGCUGCUCUGCCUGAGACCCUCAGGGUGGGUUGAUGUGAAGGUCCCUCUCAAGCCAAAAAGCCGGGACCUUUGCACAGCUCUGUUGACUCCAGUGGGUCCCCGCCUCCUGGGGACCCCCCACCCCCAUCUCUUGCAGCAGGAGGGGUUCACUGGGCUGGUCCUUACCAACACAGACGGUGCAAACACUCUGAACAGUGUUGUUUUUGUAUCAAUAUGUUUGUGCAGUGAUGAAUGUAUUUAUUUCUCAGACUUGGGGCGAGCGAGCGGCAGGCCAGGCUCCGCCACCUCGCUCUCACCAGACCGAGCCACGACAAGGGCUCCUCCAGGAUUGCAAAAAAGGUAAAAAAGAAAAGACAAACCUUUAAGCAAAUAAGAAUCUCAGAGACUCGCAGCAUAGCCAUACACCUCAGCCUGUGAAACGAACAAUCCGGACCCAGACUGACUUUCAGAACCUCACGCAGCCCUGUGUGUCUCCCCUUCAUCACCACUCGGGGUGCUGGGCUGCCCCGCCCCCCUCAUCAGUAUUCACUGGACUUGGCCGUGUGCAGGAGUGCGAUCUGGGCUGGGCUGGCUGGGCGGGCAGACCCCAGCCGCCCUCCCUGCGGCCGUCCUGUGUUGGGAUGGGGCCUGGGCAGCCAGGAGGGCAGGGCUCAGGGAGGAGGCGGCUGCAUCCGUCCCGUCCCCUUGGCUUGGGGGACAAAAGCAGAGACGCCAGGCCUUAGGAGACCAGACAAGGGGUCUCAGCCCUGCCACACCCCCUGGAGGGACCAAGGCCCUGGCUCUUGCCCAGAGUCGUGCUGGGCGGACGUUCCUGAACCUGUGAAUCCGGUGCCAGGAGUGAGGAGAUGGAGAGGGACCUAACCAGAGCCUCAGUCUGACAUUCCAAAUCGGGGGUUGGGUGUGCACUGUGGGAAUUGAGGCUGCCCAGGACCCCCUUCCUAGGACCCCCCCCCAGCUUCAGUCACCCACUUUAAUUUUCUACCGGGAACCCCUCCCCCUACCUCACCUUACUAUUUAUUGCUGUAAUUUAUUGACCUCAAAAAUGCUGCAUAACAGACCUCACUCGGGGCAGGGAGGAUCCCUAGGGCUCCCCCCCUCCACUUGGUGGGGCCCUGUGGGGCCAGGUGCUGAGGGGAGCCUCUCUGUAUCCCGCCCAUCACUUACUUUCCCCCUCCCCCCUUGGGGGACCCCAGGUUGGGCACUGGCCCAUUCGCAAAUACCUCGAGGGGGAGGGGGGAUGGGGUUAUAGCUGUUUUGUUUAAUCAGAACUGGAAGAGGGAUCAUGUCCUACAUUAUGCCCUUCCCAGAAAGGGGGGCACUCCAUGAUCGCACUCCUGUACUGGCCACCGUCGCUGUCCGUCAUCACAACGCGUUCACUUCCCGCCAGAGUUUGGAUAAAUUCAGGUCAGAGCUGCAGGUGUGCAGCCCUCAAAUGUCAUAGAAAAGCAAUUCACCAACGACUGAUCUCUCCAUUCAGAAGCGUGCAGUCUUAAUGUACAGUGAUGAAAAACUGUUAUUUUAUGAUCUUUUCAUUAAAAGCUUGAUUGAAAA